GGUCGAAGUCUUUCGUUCGUGCGGUCGUUGUAUCUGAAACGAUCGAUCAACGACUACCGAAGACUGCCUAUCGAAUCGGAGCUGUGCUACCAGAGGCAGAAGAAGAACACGAGAGAGAGAGAGAGAGAGAGAGAGAGACAGAGACAAAGACAGAAAAUGGCCCCCACUCAUCGCGAAGAAGAAAUAGAGGGGCGCUCGUAUAAAGAGUAUGCUUACAGCCCUGUACCAGCGAGUUCCUCCUCGGCUGUGUACGAAACAACCACCACUACCCUCGUUAAAGAACCCUACGUUGUAUCUACUAAUAACGGAGAAGAGUUUAAAAAAUCUACAUUUGGAAUCGUUACGAGCAAGUGCAGUGCUGCCGAAAUGGGUGAAAAAGGAUCUACUCUGUUGCAGUAUAUUGCUGCAGCUGCAGCCAAUCUCAGUAUAAUGGCGACAGGAGCGAUGUUGGGUUGGACCAGUCCGAUAUUAGGUAGACUUAUGGUGAAAUCCGAUGACAAUCCUUUGGACACUCCCAUUACCGCAGAUGAAUCAUCCUGGAUCGGAUCGUUGGUAGCCAUUGGUGCUGCUGUUGGAAGUUUCGCAGCUGGAUAUUCCGCUGAAAGAUUUGGCCGAAAAUACACUCUACUAUUUUGUAUCGUACCUUAUUUGAUCGGUUGGGCGUUGAUAGCUACGGCACAUAAUGUAGCUCAGUUUUACGUUGCUCGAUUGAUAUUUGGAGUUGCCUUGUCCUUCGCCUUCACUGUCGUACCUAUGUACGUGGGAGAGAUCGCAGAGACGUCCAUCAGAGGAGCAUUGGGAUCCUUUCUUCAAUUAUUCAUCACGUUUGGAUUGCUCUAUUCUUACGUCAUCGGUCCGUACGUUUCUUACACGGUCUUUUGGAUCCUCUGUGCCUGUCUACCGGUCAUCUUCUUCGUUUUAUUUCUAUUAAUGCCAGAAUCACCUUACUAUCUAAUCUCCAAGGGUAACAGAGAAGCUGCCGUUACUGCGUUAGCCAAAUUACGCAGCAAGAGCGAAAUGGCUGUACAGCAAGAGGCAGACGACAUACGGGAUGCCCUCGAGGAAUCAAUGAAAACGCAGACCAAGAUUUCGGAUCUAUUCACCAUCAAGGCAAAUUUUAAGGCCCUCAUAUUCACCUGUUUCCUGGCAUCCUUUCAACAGUUGACCGGUAUCAACGUUGUUCUAUUUUACAUGCAAAGUAUCUUUGCCGCAACUGGUAGCACCAUGGAUCCAAACGUGUCUACGAUCAUAGUUGGUUCCGUUCAAGUAGCCGCAUCUUUCGUCACGCCAUUGAUCGUCGACAGACUGGGCAGACGAUUGCUUCUCAUAACUUCCGGCAUAGGAGAGAUCGUUACUUUGGCUGCUCUGGGUCUUUUCUUUUAUUUAAAAGACGUCAAAGAGGACGUCGAAGUCGUGGAAUCGAUCUCGUGGCUUCCGGUGGUUUCGCUCGUCAUCUUUAUCGCUACCUAUUGCAUCGGUUGGGGACCUCUUCCAUGGGCAGUGAUGGGCGAGAUGUUCGCCUCUGACGUAAAGUCGAAAGCUUCCGGUAUUACAGUCUCCAUAUGCUGGCUCUUGGCUUUCUUCAUUACGAAAUUCUCGAGCAACAUCACCGAGGCCUUCGGUAAUCACACAACCUAUUGGAUGUUUGCCGUCUUCUGUGUUAUCAGUGUUCUGUUCACCAUAUUUGUACUACCUGAAACCAAGGGCAAGAGUUUGCAACAGAUUCAGGAUGAGUUGAACGGCGUGAAACCGUCGAUGUCCGAAUUCAGUCAUUCUGUUUUACCUACCAAACAAUGAAGGUAUCUUUCGGGGUCGGAGAUGGUUCGUAUUUUAAAUGACGAUCAUUAUCCUAGCACGAGUUAUUACGGGUCAUUCGUUAAUAAAGAAGACGCGUAGAAUUAUGAUUGUCUUUCUUCGGCCCUGGCCACAAGAUUCGAUGACUUUUGGUCAUCGCCAUAUAAGUGGCGCUUCGGGAAACACGACGAACCAACAAUUCUUUUUUUUUUCUUUUUUUUUUUAUCAGUAUUGGACAGGAAGGACGUUUUACACAACCCUUUUGUCUUCGACGUCGUAUCGUAUGAGAUCUUCCCGAACAUUCCCAAGGGAAACGUGUAUCUCUGAGAUCCUAAGAUCGUAAUAAUUGUGUUCCGUGUCGAGUUGUCCGUGAUGAAAUAGAUAUAAACUCUUCUUUUCUCUUCUUUAUUUUAUAAUAACUCGUAAGAAUACUAUAAGCGCAAAGCACUAUAUUUUUUUAAUGAUAUUUUAGCGAAGAACUUUUGAAGACGUCAACGAUAGCGGCGACUAAGAGAGAGAGAAAGAGAGAGAGAGAGAGAGAGAGAGAGAGAGAAUACGUGUAUAUUCCUUUCGCGAGUAUGAAAACUCGUCCGUGUCACAUUUGUUUCCUUUCUUCUUUUUCCUUUUCUUUUCUUUAUUAUUAGAUCGAAUGGUGUAUUAAUUUAAAUAAUAGAAUAGCUUUUUAUUCGGAUUCCGAGCUAUACUACGUAUGUAAGUUUCUUUAGCGUGGAUCGAGCCUGAUGCAAGUCGAACUGGGAAACCGGACUGAAGCUCAAUCGACUACUACUAAUAUUAUUAUUAUUAUUACUACUACAGCUCCGCUCGUUUCUUCGAUAUAAACGUCAUGAAUAUUCUGGGUUUUUAUUAUUAUUAUUAUUAUUAUUUUUCUUCUUCUUCUUCUUCUUCUUCUUAUACUUUGUAUAUGCGAACGAGAAACGAAACAUAUGAAAACACUCUACGCUUAUUCAUUUCGGCCAAUUUCAAACAUACACAAAGAUUUGUUUGUAUACAUUUAAUGAAAAUUCUAUUCAACUUUUUUCUAUCGAAACUCUGAAAUAACGCGUUGAAAGUAAGUCCGUCAAUUUCAUUCGCGAUCGCGAGACUAGUUAAGAUUCUAAGAUUAUAAUAUUUCGAUAAACACGUGAAUGAACUUUCGAAUACGAAAAAUUUAUCACAUUUGUAAAAUAAUAUCGAAUCUUUUGUCACUUUUUAUUUAGACGUUGAUUAUCAUCUAUACGUAUACGUAUUAUUUUAUUAUAUAACUCGACUAUUAUUAUUAAGACUUUUAUUUAGAAAUAUCAAUGAGAAAAAGUCGUAAUAAUCAAACAAUUAAAUAUUGAAACAAAUGUAACAAGAGAGGGAAGAGAGAACAAAGAGCGUUAGUGUUUUUCACAGAAAUUUGUGGCCUAAUCGGUGAUCCAUUAACUGCGCAAUAAUCAAUUUAUUAUCAUCAAGCUGUCGUCCAUUCGUAGGUGCUAACAUGAUCGAGUAUAAAAAAAAAAAAAAAAAGAUAGAAAAAAAUUGAAAAUAAAAAAAAAAAUACAAGAAAAAAGAAA
Messenger RNA from Vespa mandarinia (Asian giant hornet), 3350 nucleotides. RefSeq names its product facilitated trehalose transporter Tret1. Gene Ontology annotation, cellular component: membrane. NCBI's taxonomy places the organism in Eukaryota, Metazoa, Arthropoda, Insecta, Hymenoptera, Vespidae. Gene Ontology annotation, molecular function: sugar transmembrane transporter activity. Gene Ontology annotation, biological process: transmembrane transport; carbohydrate transport. The record is from RefSeq and is a predicted model, not a curated record.